UUUCCUCCCUUGUCACUCGAACAGGGAAGUAGGCAGCGACGCCAGCCUUGAACUACAGUCGCUGUGAGUGAGAGUGAGAGUGUAUAUAAAGUCCGGUGUCCUCUCCUUUUGGCCAGGGGUUUAUAACUGCCGGGUUAUCCUCUCGUUUUGACGGACCUAGAAAAUGACCAACAUCCCCCUCUCCCGCUCUGAGGUGUUUGGGGAGCUGAGGAAGGAGCUGCAUGAAGAUGAGGAGUUCCAUCAGUCCGAUGUUCACGUCUUCAUCAUCAUGGGAGCCUCGGGAGAUCUGGCCAAGAAGAAAAUCUACCCAACUCUUUGGUGGUUGUUCAGAGAUGGUCUCCUCCCUGAGAAUACGUAUUUUGUGGGCUUUGCUCGCUCUGACUUGACAGUUGAUGCCAUUCGGGCUUCUUGCAUGCCAUACAUGAAGGUGACGGAUACGGAAACAGAACGGUUGUCCGCGUUCUUCAGCAGGAACACGUACAUCAGUGGGAAAUAUGCAGAUGACAGUUCCUUCUCCAAACUCAACACACACAUCCUGUCUCUGCCCGGUGGACCCGAGGCAAACCGUCUCUUCUACCUGGCGCUGCCACCCACCGUCUACCACGAUGUUUCAAAGAACAUCAGGCACUGCUGUAUGAGCACAAAAGGCUGGAACAGGGUGAUUGUAGAGAAGCCGUUUGGACAUGACCUUCAGAGCUCUGAAGAGCUGUCCACUCACCUCUCCUCCCUCUUCACUGAAGAACAGAUCUACCGUAUUGAUCACUACCUGGGCAAGGAAAUGGUGCAGAACCUCAUGGUGCUCAGGUUUGGGAACCGUAUCUUCGGGCCGAUCUGGAACAGGGACAGCGUGGCCUGCGUUGUUCUCACCUUUAAAGAACCGUUUGGCACUCAGGGACGAGGAGGCUACUUUGAUGAUUUUGGCAUCAUCCGCGAUGUCAUGCAGAACCACUUGCUCCAGAUGCUCUGCCUGGUUGCCAUGGAGAAACCAGCAUCUACCAGCUCUGAUGAUGUCAGGGAUGAAAAGGUGAAGGUGCUGAAGUGCAUCGCUCCGGUGUCCAUGUCGGAUGUGGUGCUGGGUCAGUAUGUGGGGGAUCCGGAGGGUGAGGGAGAGGCCAAACUGGGUUAUCUUGAUGAUCCCACAGUUCCUAAAGGAUCGACUCAGGCCACCUUUGCCACCACUGUGCUGUAUGUGCACAACGAACGCUGGGAUGGUAAACACGCUGCGCCCUCUACAAAUCAAAUCCUACUAAUCUCACGUUUUCCGUGCUCUUUCGUAACAUGCUGGCAUUUAAAACGUUCUUGCUCCUCAGGUGUUCCUUUCAUCCUUCGCUGUGGAAAAGCUCUGAACGAGAGGAAAGCUGAGGUGCGACUGCAGUUCUCUGAUGUCCCGGGGGACAUUUUUGGAAAUCAGUGUCGCAGGAAUGAGCUUGUGGUGCGCGUGCAGCCCAACGAGGCCAUCUACGCCAAGAUGAUGAGCAAGAAACCCGGCGUAUACUUCAGCCCUGAAGAAACUGAGCUGGACCUCACCUACAAGAGUAGAUACAAGGAUGUGAAGCUUCCAGAUGCUUACGAACGUCUCAUCCUGGAUGUCUUCUGUGGAAGUCAGAUGCACUUUGUACGCAGUGAUGAAUUAAGGGAAGCAUGGAGGAUUUUCACACCUCUCCUUCAUCACAUAGACAAUGAGAAGCCCAAACCUAUUCCUUAUAGAUAUGGAAGCCGUGGCCCGACAGAAGCGGACGACCUCGCGAAGAGAGUUGGAUUUCGUUAUGAAGGCACUUACAAAUGGGUCAACCCUCACAGACUGUGAGUUGUGAUGAGAUGAGGGAGGAGUAGAGGUAGGGUAGUAGGAGGGGUUGCAGCAGGGUAAGUGAGCCGUAUCAUGUUCCAACACUGGAGUGUCUUUGAGGAAGGUGGUGUUUCCACUGUGUGGAUCCAUCGCAUUAGCAACAAAGAAAGAAGCUUUUUAAAAACAAAUUGAGAAUUUCUCAGGUAUAAGGAGUUAUUUUUCUAUGGAGCUAGUUCUUCAGACAUUGAGAGUGUGGAUUCAUGCUGUCAUCAUGGGAUUGUGCCGGUUUCGGUGGUAGUUUUUCUUAUUUUACUUUAUUCAUACAUUCACAGCAGCUUUCUAUGUUGUAUUUGAGAGGUGGGACCAAGUCAGUUGGAGAGGGAACAAAAAACGAACCACGAUGUUUUUGUGAACAAAAUAACUGUCUGAUGAACUAGCUCCAUGUCCCCUGUCUCCAUUAAUUUGGUCUUAAUUUGUCAGGAUGGUAAAUGGAAUAACAAGAGCAGAGCUGAGUAACAAUAGAGUAGAGCAAUAAGAAAACGCUGAGUCAUCCUCACCCAGUGCAAGUACUGUACCAAAGAUGGUAACUGAACACAGCAGAGACGCGGAACAACAGGAAUGAUUGUUCACCGACUGUCACUCCUAUAAACCUUCUGAUUGUAUUACCAUUAUGCUUUCACUGCAUUUAUUAAUCACUUAGCAGAAUUUCUUCUUACGACUUCCAUACUCUCUUUUUGCCUCCUUUGCCCAGAACCAAGGACAUCAUGGCUGUUUUAAUAAAUUGACUGUGGUUCACAAAGGGCAAUGCAGGCUGUUUUCUCUUCAAAGCAUUCAUACUGGAAUAGUCUUAAGUGUUCUUACGGACAAGCAAAAUGAGCUCUCGGUCUUGUUUAGUCACCUUCCUCUGAGCUUCAUUCCUUUUUUGUUUACAUUUUUAAGUUUUAUUUAAGUUACUUAUGUUCAUUCCAUAUUUCAAAGUAAAGACCGCGGUGGUUUCUACCACAAGUCAACAGUGAAUGUCUUUGUAAUGACGUACUGUAUACUCACAUGUAAAGCUGGCUACAUUUCCACUACUUGUAAUAAACUAGUUUUGCUUCUCUGUUAA
Molecule: messenger RNA, 2891 nt
Organism: Dicentrarchus labrax (European seabass)
Lineage: Eukaryota; Metazoa; Chordata; Actinopteri; Moronidae
Product: glucose-6-phosphate 1-dehydrogenase
Exons: 12
Coding region: 164-1807 (547 amino acids)
Biological process (GO): pentose-phosphate shunt, oxidative branch; glucose metabolic process
Cellular component (GO): cytosol
Molecular function (GO): glucose-6-phosphate dehydrogenase activity; NADP binding
Source: RefSeq, a predicted model, not a curated record